UUUGAACAAGAAAAGUUUCAGUCAUUGUUAAAUGAUUUAUUAGAAGGUUUACAAAGUAGAAUAAAUCAAUGGGUAGAGUUUGAAAACUUGAUGCAUCAGUUAAUUUCUUGGCACAAUGAUACUGAAAAGAAAUUGCAAAACUAUUCAGAAAAGGGUACACUUGAAGAAAAAACUCAGCAGUAUAAUAAAUUUCUGGAUUUAGAAAAAGAAAUUAAAGGAAAAUCUAAUUCGGUGAAAGAUUUAAUUGCAUUUGGCGAUCACCUUCAACAAUCAUUAAUAGACGAUCUGAAAAAGAAAGUUUUAGACGUAGACAAACUUAUUGAUCAAUCAAAUGAUUAUGAAUCUACUGGAGAGGUACGACUGUCAACCAAAGUAAAACAAAUAUCAUCUCGUUAUCAAUCAAUGCAAACUACAAUAAAGGACAUUUUAAAUAAAUGUAAUGAAUCUAUUAGAAUCCACCAAGAAUAUGUGGAUAAAUACAAUGAAUGUUCAAUUCAACUUUCAAAUGUUCAAAGUCAAUUUAAAAACUUAAACAAACCUCCAGUAUCAUCACAAGCUCAUCAAUAUUUAAUUCAGAAAAAUGGAAAAUUGAAUGAAUUAUUAGACACAAAACCAAAUGUAACAUGUUUGUUGAAUAGCUGUAUGGAAUUAGGAGAAAAAUUAUAUUUGAGUACAUCUACCUUGGGAAGGGAAAACAUAAAAUGUCAAUUGGAUGAACUUCAAACUGUAUUUGACACUUUGUACGAUGAUAUUUUGAACAUCAACAGAGAAGUUAAAGAUCAACUUACUAGAUGGAGUGGAUUUGACGAACUGUACAAUGAACUGAACCAAUGGUUCAAUAAUACAAAGCAGAUAUUGAAUAAGGAUUUAGUACUCAAAUCAACAUUGGAUGAAAAGAAAAUGCAGCUACAAAUGUACAGAGAUAUGCUCCAAGCCACAUUAAAAAGGAAACAAGAUAUUGUAAAGUUAGAGGACCUUACUAGCAAAAUGCAAAUGCAAGAAAAUAAUGAUAUUCUUUUAUCGUCCAUGAGUAAACAACAUGAUGAAAUUUUAAAACAAAUUCAAGAUUUUGUAGACAAAUAUGAAGCUAUUGUAAAAGACCAUGAACAGUAUACUAAAUCUGUAAUGGAAAUGCAAGAAUGGCUUGAUGCAACACAUAAUACGUUGAUGCUUUGGGGUGAUACAAAUUUGGAAAAGAUUUCGUUGUUGAGCAACCUGGACAGAAUAAAGAAUUUGUUAUUAAGCCUUACUGAAGAAGAAAAUAGGAUUUAUAACAUACAAAAACUAGCCGAAAAAGUUAUUCCUGGUACAGUUGAAAAUGGUCAAGUAAAUAUUAGGGCGCAAAUCGAUUCAUCACAACAAGAUUGGGAAGGACUCAUGACGACUGUUAAAACGUCAAUAGAAGCUUUAGAAAGUAAACUUAAUAGUUGGAAUGAAUUUGAUGUACUCAAGGAAUCAUGUUUAACAUGGUUACGAGAAACUGAUUAUAAAAUUCAUGCUAUUGAUUUAAAAAAUUCAUUACAAGAAAAGAAAACUCAGCUGGAAGAACUUAAGGAGUUACAAGGAGUGAUUCGAGCUAAAGAGUUUGAAAUAGAUUCAAUUACAGAAAAAUCACAAAACCUUUACACAAUGUCAAUGUCUACCAAAAAUUCUCAAAUCACAGAAAUCGUUCAGAAAUUUCAUCAGCUUUCAAUGAAAAUAAAAGAAUUGGUUGGAAAGUGGCAGCAGUUUGUAAACAAUCAUUUGGAAUUUGAAAGCAGUUUAAGUGAAGCCAUUAUUUGGUUAGAUACUGUGGACGAUAAAUUAACAAGUUGUACAGACUUCAAAUCUACCAGUAAAGCUGAUUUAGAAGAAAAACUAAUUAUUAUUCAAGACAUCUUAUUAUAUAAAGAUGAUGGUUUUAAUAAAGUUCAAAAUUGCAUUGAGAUAGCACAAAUAGUUUUAGCUAAUACUGCACCUGAUGGUCACAAAUCAAUAAAUGAAUCCCUUAUAUCUUUACAAGAACAUUGGAGUAGUUUAGCAACAAAGAUGGUUGAAACUAAGACAAAUAUUGAUGAAUCAAUCCAGCGGUGGUCAGGAUUUUUAGAACAUGUCAAACAAGUUGGAAAGAUAAUAGACAAAUUUGAGGAUGCAUUACCAGAGUUGGAAGAAUUUCAAGGGACCAUGUCUGAAAAAAGAGAUCAAUUAGAAAAAUUAAAACAUUUAGACGAAAAAGUCCGUUGUGAAAAGUUAGAAAUGGAUUCUUUGAAAUCAAAAGCACAAGAGAUGUUAAAGACAGGGCAUCAAAGCAAUGCUGUGGCAGAAACACAAGAAGUAUUUAAUAAGUUUGAUCGAAUUUCAGAUAAAGUCAAGAAAUUACUUAAUCAACGUGAGCAACAAUAUAAAGAUCAUAAAACCUAUAAGGCAGCGUACGAAGAGCUAUCUAAUUUUUUGAAUAGAUCUCGAGAUAAAAUACCAUCACUGAAAGAACGACCACUUAGUGAUAAAUUAGCAAUUGAAAAUGCAAUAACACCAUUGGAAACCCUAUUAAAUAAAAGAGCUCAAGGCGAAUUGCUUUUAGACAACUUAAACACAAUUGGAGGCAUUAUAAUAACAAGUACCUCUGAAAAUGGAGAAAAAAUUAUAAAACAAGAAAUUUCAUCCAUAUCUGAUGAAUUGAAUAAAUUAUUUGAUGAUAUAUUAACUCAAAAAGAUAAUCUACAUGCUAUUCAUACACAUUGGAGAGAAUAUAAAGAUGAAUAUGAAAAACUAUCAGAUUGGUUGCAACAAAUUGAUAUAUCUAUGAAGGCUAUUAAAAAUACACCAUUAGCGACUGUAUUAGAAAAAACUGAUCAAGUAAAACAAAUACAGGAUGUGUUAGAUAAUUUAGAAAAAGGAAAAUCUAAUAUUGAGAGAUUCAAUGAAAGUUCGGGCCCACUUUUAAAAUCUCAUCUUGAAACUUAUGUCAAUAAUCAGUUAAGACAUCUUAACUCUCGUUAUGAAGUUCAAGUGAAUUUGGCAAAAGAUGUUCAAAGGAAAGUAGAGACUAACCUUGAACAUCAUGUGCAGUAUGAAAAUUAUUUAGAAAAAGCUAAAACUUGGAUAAAUGAUGCAAAAGAAGCUAUUCGGUGUGGAAAUGAAACAACAGCUAACACUAGUAAAGAAGUCUUGCAAUCUCGUCUUGAUAAUAUUUUGGAAUUAUUAAAAUCACAAGAAGAAGGUCAAUUAAUUAUUCAUUCCACUGUAAACUCUGGUGAAAAAGUUCUCAGAAGUACUAGAUCGGAUGGAAAAGAUCUAAUAAAUAAUCAAUUAAAAGAAAUCCAAGCAGACUGGGAUAGGCUUGUGAAGAAAAUAGCAACAUCAAAAGUACAUAUUGAAACAAGCCUUCUACAAUGGGCUGAUUAUAAUUCAUCAUACUCGCAUCUAGAACAAUGGAUUUCAGAUCGUGAAGCCAAACUUGACGAAGUUUGUGAACUUAAGGUGUCAAAAGCAAAAAAAAAUCUAGUUGGAAUCGGAUCCUUAAGUAUUGGAGAACGUAAAGCAACAUUACGUAGAACAAAUAGUAUCGUUCAAGACAUAGUUUCAUUUGAACCUAUGAUUCAAAAAGUGACACUUAAGGCUGAAGAUUUGCAACAGGCUGUACCUGCAAAUGAAAUUACUAACAAAUAUCAUACAUUGAGUAUCAAAGCAAAAGAUCUAUACGAAAGACAAAAAGAAACAGUUAGAUUACAUCAAGAAUUCAUAGAUGCCGGAAAUGAUUUUGCUGCAUGGCUACGGUCAGCUAAAGAACGUGUUAGUAAGAUAUCUGAACCAACGGGAGAUAAAGAAAUGUUAAGUGCGAAGUCUGUGCAAUUCAAGGUACUACAGAGUGAAUUACCUACAGGACAAAACAAAUUAGAGGUUGCUCUUGAAAGAGCAGAGAAAGCCUGCUCCUUUGCUGAUGAAGAAGAAAAAGAAAUAAUUGAACAAGAAGUGGUAAUGCUACAAGAAGAAUUUGAUAUACACAACGACACUCUUCAAAAAACAAAAGCAUUAUUAGAAGACGGAAUAUACAAAUGGAAUGACUUUGAUGACUACUCUAAAGGCGCAACUGAAUGGUUGAAUAAUACUGAACAACUUGUUCAAUCAUACAAUAAACUUCAGCCAAGUUUAGAAGGGAAAAAAGAAGCAUUGGAAGAAUUUCAAACUCAUUUGCAAACAUUGUUUGAUUGGCAAAAGGAAUUGGAUAUUUUAAAUGGAAAAGCACAGGUACUAUUGGAAACAUGUUCUGAUACACGUUUAUCAAAUUCAAUCACUCAGAUGACAACCAAAUACAAUACAUUACUUUCUUUAGCUAAAGAAGUAAUGCGACGUUUAGAAUUACAUUAUCAAGAACACCAACAACAUAAUUCACUGUAUCAGGAAUGUCUGGAUUGGCUUGAAAGAACUCGAGAUAAGUUAAAUGAAUGUGAAGAAAUACCUAACAGUUUAAAUGAAGUGAAGAGUAAACUUCAAAGCUUAAAAGUGAUUAGGCAAACACUCGAACAAGGUCAAAAUCGAUUAAGAUACAUAAUGGAAUUAAAAGAAAAAGUUGUUCUAAGUACUGAACCUCAAGGUGCUGUUAAAAUCGAAGAAGACACAGAAAAUUUAAGACAAGAAUUUGACAAACUUUCUAAUAAAAUUCAAGUUUGUAACAAUAAUUUGACAUUGAGAGUAUCACAACUUGAAGAAUUAGAGAAAUGUAUAAAAAUAUUAAAUGAAUGCUUGGAUGAUAUAAGCUCUAAAAUCAAUGGAAAUGAUCUUGAUCAACCCUUAAAUGACUUAAGUGAAAAGAAAACUGCAUUUGAAAAAUUGAAGUCCCUGCUUCAUGAACUUAAUACUCACAAUGAUUUAGUUAAUCGCUUAUCGUCCAAUAUUGAUAAUAAGUCUUCUUCACCUCAAGAAUCCAUAACUUGUGUAUCAAGAUAUAAUAGUCUUAUUAAUAUGAUAACUAAUAAACUAUCGGUUAUGGAAAAUCAAGUAGCAGAACAUGAAGCUUAUAGAAGUGCGUUUAUAAACUUAAAUGAUUGGUUGAGAAAAACUCGAGUUGCCGUUCAAGGUUGUGCUGAUACACAUGGUGAUAAUAAAGUUAAUGCUUCUAAAAUCACCGAGCUAAAAGAUAUCGAAGAAUCUUCUCAAAGUGGCGAAGGAAUGAUCAAAGAUGUUUUAGCACUUAUUGAAACCCUGAAAAACAGUACUGGACCAGAAGGCUGUGAUAAAUUGAACCAAGAUAAAAAUCAAUUGAACAGUGACUGGGACGAGCUGAAGCAUUUUAUUAAGGAAGUGCAAUCUGCAUUGAAUAAAUGUGCUAAGGCGUGGGAUGAUUUUAAUAUAGUAUAUAAAGCAUUAAAAGAUUGGGAAACAGAUUUAACAAAUAAAGUCAACACAGCUUCAUUGUCUAAUGAAGCAUACACUCCAGAUGAUCUAGACCAAUACAAACUUUGGCUACAAGAAAUCAUUAAUCAAAAUGUAUCUAUUGAAGAACUAACUGAUCGGUGUGAAUCUUUAAUGGAAUUAAGUGCAUGCAAUUGGGUUAGGGACGACACACUAAAAAUACAAUCAUCAUAUACAACUUUAUUAACAACUACUCAAGGACUUGUAUCAAAAGCAGAAAAGAGUUUGACUGAUCAUACUGAAUUUAUAGCGGCAAAAGAAAAAGUUGAAGAAUGGUUAAAUCGUGCUCAUGGUACAGUUCAAGAUUGCAUUGGAGAAGGUGAUUUAGAUUGGGUAAAAGACAAACUACAAACAGUGAAUCUGGUUUCUUCUAGAAUAACAGAAGGUCAAUAUUUAAUGAAUGGAAUGCAGGAAGUUUUCACCAAAGCAUUGAAUAACACAUUAGCAGCAGAAAGAAAUGCUUUGGUUAAUUCUAUGGAAGAACUAAGUAACAGUUGGAACAGUUUAAAUAUUGAUUUAAAUUCUGUUAUUGCACAUUUGAAAUCUCUCCAAGCACGCUGGGAAGAAAACAACGAAGCAAAAGAUAAUCUUGAGAAAUGGCUAAGUUCUCUGGAAUCUAAAACAACUAAAAAACAUGAUUUUAGAGCAGAUGUUGGAGAAAUGAAAACGAUUCUCGAAAGAUUAAAUAAUACAAUAAAUGAGAUUGAUGAAAAAGAAACCGAUUUCAACCAUGUUAUCACUGAAACCGAAGAACUCUCAAAGUUCUGUAAAAAUAAUAAUCUAAAUUCUGAUAUUAAACAGUUAAAAACAAGGAAAAAUAUUCUUAAAGAAAAAACAUUGAAACGUAUAGAUAGUCUAGAAAGUGAAAUAUCACAACAUUCCAAUUAUUUACAAGCACUACAAGAAUCUGAAAAAUGGUUAUUACAAAUAUCAUUCCAGUUGAUGGCUCAUAACUCGUUGUAUAUCACCAAUAGACAACAGACACAAGAACAAAUAAGUCACCACCAAGUCCUACUUAAUGAAAUUAUUCAGUACCAAGAAGUAUUAGAUGAUUUAAAAUCUAAGGGAAAAACUCAAAUACAACGUUAUGUUACAUCUACACCGUCAAUUCAGUCUAUAGUUGAACAGCAAUUGAAUAAUAUUCAAGAUAGUUAUAAUUCAUUGUUUAACACAGCCCAGCAAAUAAAAGCUAGACUCGAAGAGUCUCUAUUAAAAUUCAAACAAUAUGAAGACAUGUUGGAAAGCAUUUGGUCCAAUUUGGAUGAUUACCAACCAUUUAUGAACAAAACCAUAGAUGACAAUUGGACUCUUGUAGAAGCUAAAGAGCAAUUAAUAAUUUACCGUGAUCUCCUGAAUAAGUUACAAGGGGAAAAAACUAGGUUGGCUUUAGCUGUACAGGCUUGUGAAGCUGCAGUAGCGAGUAUUUCUAGGCCUAGCAGUCCAGUGGAGUCAAGCAACUCUAUGAUUCCCGAACAAGAAAUUUCUAUUCGUUUACGCUUAGAAGAAAAUCUUGAUCAGAAAAGCAAACUGGCACCAAAACCAUCUAAAAGACUGUUAUCAAUGCUUGAACACUUAGAAGACACAGGCAUACCUAAACUUUUAAUUCCAUUUACUGAUUAUGUACAAAACUUUGUUGAUGAAUUGAUCAAUUUGAUAUCAGUUUUGGAAAAUAAACACAACCAGCGUGCAAUCAUUUUUGAAUGGAUUGAAGAAGAAAUGGUUAUUUUAAACAAAAUGAAGGAAAAACCAACUAGGAUUAAUGUAGAUGCAACGGCUCAAGAAAUAACCAAUUUAAAUGAAAUAUUACAAAAUGUCAACGAUAAAAAAUUGGAAAUAGCUGAAUUAGUAUCAGAUGAUACAUCAGAUAAACUUGUUACUGAUUUAGACAAUUUGACAGAUAUGAUUAAUGAGAUACUUCUGAAAAAACAAUCUGAUCAAAACUUAUUGUUAGUAUAUAAAAACAGUGAAACCGAUUUACAAAAUUGGUUUGAUAAUUUAUCCAAAUGUAUUGAGUCCUUGGAAAAAGGCAGUGGAAACACUUGUCAACACAAACUGGAACUGUUUAAUGAUAUAAAAGAAGAUUAUAUUAAUAAUGGAGAAAAACUUAUCAAUAAUUUAAGGUUGAACUGUCAAAGCUUAAGAGAAGUAGUCAGUAUUUCAGAUGCUCAGUUACUUGAUGAUCAGAUGAAAUCAGCUGAUCGGCGUUAUAAAGACUUUUGGACACGAAUGGAAAGAAAAUAUGAAAUCUUAGAAAAUUCCCAAAAAAAUGUACAAUACGCCAGAUCACAAAUAGAAGAAAUUAAUAGUUGGAUAGAUACAAAAUCACAACUGUUGGAUGAAAAUAAUAUAGUUAGUUAUGAUAGUAACAGUGUUGAAAAGAAGUUGAUUGAUUUAAAAAAUAUUAAUAAAGAAGCAGAAACAAAACACAUUUUCUUAACUGAUUCACUUACAGUUAAACUCAAUGCUAUAGAACUUGAAUCGGAACCUAUAGAGUUCAAUGACCUUGAAGAAAAGUUAUACAAGCCUACAAUCAAUAAAUUGGACAAUUUUAAAACAAAAAUAAAUGAAAGUCUAUUAAAAAUGAAGAACAUGCAUGAAGCCAGUCAAAAGUUUGAAAAUUCACUUAAUCAGUGUAAUGUAUGGUUAGAUCGCAGUGAAAAAGAUCUCUCACCAGAUAAAUAUAAACUUGAACCUUUAGAAUUUAUUAUAGCUGAGAAAAAUGUUGAGAAAAUAUUGAAUUUAAAAACAGACAUUCAAUGUUUUAAAGAUGGAAAAUUAUCGGACUUAGAAAAAAAUAGUCAAGUUUUAUCUGCUUUUUGUGAUAAAGACAAUAUUUCAGUAAUACAAUCAGUCUUAAAUGAAGUUCUCAAUAAGACUAAACUAAUUGACAAAAUGAGUGAUUUUGCCGAAGAAAAAUCAAAAUCUGUUUUGGAAAAUAGGAAAAAUGUCGAAAAUAAUGUUAAUUUAUGUCAGCAAUGGUUUAGUGAAGUAGAAGUGAUCAUGUCUGCAGAUGUUCGUCUAUCAAGUUUAAAUAUUGUUGAAGAUCAACUGCAAAAGUAUGAUGAUCUUAAUAAUCGCAGUUCUGAAAUUGAUAAUACUAUUGAACAAAUUAAAACAAUUAGUGAACAAAUGGUACUAAGUGAAUCGGAUACAUUAAAGAUUAGCGAUCAGAUUUUAUCAUUAGAAAACAGUCAAAAAAGAACAAAAGCUAUGAUCAAAGAUAGAAUUGAAAUGAUUGGACAAUAUCUAGAAAAAAUGAAAAAUAUUUCAAAACUCGUAGACGAAAGUAAGAAAAUUAUUCAAAAAGUUCAGUCAAACCUGCAAGAGCUUGAUCGUCCAGUGGGAAGUACUGUGGAUGAUGUCAAAGACAUGAUAAAGUCAUAUGAAACAUUGUUAAAAGAAUUAAAAGAAUGGAAUGAAAAACUAAGUGAUAAUGAUAGUGAAUCACUUAACGAAAUUGUUAAGCAGCAAGAAGAAUUGAUCAAUACAAUUGAAAAACAAUUAUCAAAACUUGGACAAUUGUUGCACCUUCAUGAGCAGUUUAUGACAUUGAUUGCUGAUAUUGUCAUGUUUCUUACAAAAUAUUCUAGUGUUGUCAAUGAGAUUGGAAAAUCUGGAAACACUAUUCAAAACAAAAUCAAGCAGUUUGAUGAGGUUACGGUUAAAAUUCAAGAGUGUGAAGCAACUCUCUUAUUGGCCACAGAUAAAGGUGAAAGAAUUGCAGAAGUAGGUUCUGCAUUCGAUCAUAACAACAUAACUCAGCAGUUGCAAUCAUUGAAGCAACAGUUGCUUACUUUGAGAAAAGCUGUGGAAAAAGAAAGACAAAAACUUGAAGCUACCGCAGCAGAACACAUUAAACUUGCUGCGGAUUUAGAACAAGUUUUAGAUUGGAUACGUGAGAACGAGGCUCUCAUUAAAUCCAGACCGCUGCUUGAAAUUAAUAUCAAUAGUGUUGAAACCGAUUUAAAGGCACAUGAGGAAUUAAAAGUAAAAGUUGACGAGCAUUUGUCUCGAUUGAAGACGAUACAUUCAACUGCCCAAAACGAAAAUAUUGAAGACAGUACAAUGCUUGAAUGUUUGAGUGAAGCUAGCUCAUUUUUGAAUACUAUACCAAAAGAAUUACAAGACAGACAAACAUAUUUAAAUAUAAAUAAAGACUACCGUCUAGAAUAUGAACAGUUAAAGGACAAAUUUAUACUGUGGAUUAACGAAGCUAAACAAAAAUUAGCAUCCGUCGAAGAAGACAAAAAUGAUUAUGCGAAUAUGGUUUCAAAUAUGGAGCAUUUAAAAGCAUUCUUCAGUGAUCAAACUGUUCAUGAUUUAGUCACUAAGAAAAUCAAGCAUUCCAUAGAUAAAAUCAGACCGUCCUUAACUGCUCAGCAAAACGAUGUUCUGACAGCAGAACAACGGGAUUUCAAUAAAGACCUCGACGACGUAAUGAAUUCGGCUAAAGCCAUUCAGAAAAAAAUGGAUGACAAAUUUGGUAUUUUUAAAGAAUAUAGAAAUGUUGUCGACAAAGUAUCAUCGAUUUUAGAUCGUUGUAAAUACAAGGAAGAUCCUAUUCAGAACUUAGCUGGCUUAUACUUCAAUGUUGAAAAAAUUACAUUAGUGCAAAACGAUUUACUUCGCCAACAAAACGAACUGGAUUCAUUACUGGCUAAAUCAAAACUGAUUGUCGGCAACGAUGAAAUCCAAUCUAAUACCGAUUCGCUUGUGAAACAGUGGUCUGAACUAGAAAAAGAAAUGUCGUCUCGAAUAAUAUUGGUGACCGAAGUGGGUGAUAAAUGGAAAAAUAUCGAAGACGAGUAUAGGAAAAUUGAAACCGAAUUUACUCGCAUUAAAGAUGCUUUAACGAGCGUUGAUCGAGUGAUUAGAUCGAAAGAUCAAAUAGUGGAGUCUAUAGCUACACUCCGCAAACUUAAAGGCAACUUGGAUCUUUGUGGUGAUCAACUCAAUAAAACUAAGCCGGUCGCUGAGAGCGUUCUCAACUUUUUAACUUCCGAAUCCCAUCCCGCAUCCACUAUUUUGAAAGAUGACAUUAAAUCACAUGACGAAAAACACGAAUCAAUCGCGCAACAAUUGAACAACGAACUCGGUCAAUUUGAAGUGUAUUUGAAUGAUUUCACCGAGGUUGAGGCCCGACUAGACAAAUUGGAGUCGUCUCUGAAUAGCCUUAAACCUGAAGUGGAAUAUUUUUACGUGUUCGCUCAAGAUACAGAACAAACCCAAAAGGAAUUUGACGAUUUAUCCGAAAAAGUGAAAGAAGCCGCUAGUGAUCUGAAAAAAUUUAUUGAAUGCACACAAAACAACUACAUUUCAUCACAAAAAUCAGUGCCAAACGAUUUAUUAAGCAAGUUCAAUCCUUUGGAGCUUGUAUCCGAAGAAUUAACAAGCCUGAUGGAUUCAAAUAGCAGAGGCCUAAAACGGGCCAAAACCGUUCGGACAGAGUAUUUGAAGUGUGUAGAUGACGUGCAGAGAUGGCUUCAGGAGGCCGAAGUGAAGGUUCAAGAUCGCGGCAGUGAACCAAAAAAAAUCAAAGAACAUAUACAGACAAUUGAAGAUGAGAUAAGUGCAAUUAAUGACAAACUGAAUAAAGCUAUUAAACAUGGUAAAGAGAUCAUUGAAAAGACAAAAGAUGAAGAAGAAAAGGAAAUGAUUCCAAAAACGAUUGAAUCGUUAGUAGGAAAAAUGAGCCAAGUGAGACAUUGGUUGGAUGAAAAACGUAAUCAAAUUGGUGACACUUUGGACGCCUGGCAAAAAUUCUUAUCUGUUUAUGACUUGGUGAUGGCCUGGUGCCAAAAUAAAACAAAUUAUUUAGAAGAACCGAUAACUCUGAGUUCACUUGAAGUAGUAAAACAAAAAGCUCAUGAAUUUUCGGCUGCUGUGAAAUCAAGUAAACAACAGAGCAAACAUCUAGCUGAAAUGAGCAAAGAAUUGGAUAUCAUUGCUUUGUCUACAGAUGUUGGACAGUUGCCAGAAAAACUAGAAGAAGCUAACAAUGCUAAAAAUGAUGUAGAGGGAAAACUCUCAGAAAAAAGUGCUCUAUUGCACGAGACAUGUGAAGAAUGGGAGCAAUUUGAAAGGAAGUUAAAAGAUGUUAAAUCAUUUAUCGAAAAAUCUCAAAAUGCUAUUGAAUCAGCUGCUAACAAAAAACGAACCCUACGUGAACAACAUGAUCUGAGGGAAAAGAUGUUGGCUGAUAUUACAAUACAAAGAAACAAGAUUACAUUGUCAACUGAAAAAUUGCAGAUUCAUUUCCGAGCUGGUUUUGGAGGCAGUGAAAACAUUGAACAUUUAUCUAAAGAUAGUUUGUCUCAGCUAGAUAAAUUGUUCAAAAUUGUUGAAGAGCAAGCACAUAAUUUGGAAGAAAGUCUCUCACAGCUCGACAAAUACCAACAAGAAAUACAACAUCUUCGUCAAAAAGUCAUUACUGCUGAACAACAAUUAAGACUGACACAAAGUCCAACAUAUUUACCUCACGAUAGACAAAAGGCUGUGCAAGAACAAAAUGCAUUCCAAGAACAAAUACGAGUGCUGCAAAGCAAGAUUAACUCAAGAACCGAACGAAUCAAACUGAUCAUUCAACGAGGCUCCCCGAUAUCCGACCCAUUACUUAACUAAUUAGACAUUUAAAUGCAUUUAUAUUUAUAUACCUUCGUACUCAUUCCAAAUUUCUAUUUAAGCUAUUAAAAAAAAAAAAAAUUCCAAAAUAAAAAUUAGUUUCUAAAGGCAUUUAUU
Acyrthosiphon pisum (pea aphid) is the source of this 12129-nucleotide messenger RNA. RefSeq names its product nesprin-1-like. The record is from RefSeq and is a predicted model, not a curated record. The transcript has 52 exons. Gene Ontology annotation, cellular component: meiotic nuclear membrane microtubule tethering complex; cytoplasm; nuclear outer membrane. Bases 91 to 12012 code for a protein of 3973 amino acids. NCBI's taxonomy places the organism in Eukaryota, Metazoa, Arthropoda, Insecta, Hemiptera, Aphididae. Gene Ontology annotation, molecular function: actin filament binding. Gene Ontology annotation, biological process: nuclear migration.